AGGAGGAGGAGGAGGAGGAGGAGAACGAGCGGGAGGAGGUGGCUGAAGCUGCCGAUCCUGGUCCUGGGCCGAGCCAAACACCUGGGACCAAGAGUUGCAGGAGGCCGAGGCCAUGGAGCACAUCACGUUGCCUAAGGUUGAAAAUGUCCUAUUACUGAAUCGUUAUGUAAACAAGAAGCCAGCUAUUGGGACUUUCUACCUUACUGCAACCCAUCUGAUAUAUGUAGAUGCUUCUGCUGAGGUCCGGAAGGAAAUUUGGAUUCUGCACCACCACAUUGCCACUGUGGAGAAGUUAGCCCUUACCAACAUGGGCUACCCUCUGCUCUUGCACUGCAAAAAUUUUCGGAUAGCUAACUUUGUCUUUGGGUCUGAAUGGGAAUGUCAGGAAGUCCAUGCUUCACUACUCAAGCUCUCCCAGCCAGUGAGUCCAGAAGAGCUUUAUGCAUUUGCUUAUAACCCCAAAUCUUCGAAAGAUGACAGAGAAAUUGGAUGGAAAAUGAUUGACUUAAAGUCAGACUACAAGCGCAUGGGAAUCCCCAAUGAGUACUGGGAAAUAACAGAUGCAAACAAAAACUUUGAGGUCUGCAGCACAUACCCUCCUGAAAUAGUCAUCCCCAAAGCAGCUAGCAGGGCCAUAGUGGUGGGAUGUGCCAAGUUCCGGAGCAGAGGACGGAUUCCUGUGCUUUCCUAUUUCCAUAAAGAGAACAAUGCUGCCAUAUGCCGCUGUAGCCAGCCCCUCUCUGGAUUCGGGUCCCGCUGCCUGGAGGAUGAACAGAUGUUACAGGCCAUUAGCCAAGCCAACCCUGGAAGCCCAUUCAUUUAUGUGGUGGACACGAGGCCAAAGUUGAAUGCCAUUGCUAACCGGGCAGCUGGCAAGGGGUAUGAAAAUGAAGAUAAUUACGCCAAUAUUCGAUUCAGGUUCAUUGGUAUUGAAAACAUCCAUGUGAUGCGGAGCAGCCUGCAGAAACUCCUGGAAGUCUGUGAAAUGAAAGUUCCAUCGAUGAGUGACUUCCUUGCUGGCCUGGAGAACUCUGGGUGGCUGAGACAUAUUAAAGCUAUUAUGGAUGCUGGAAUCUUCCUCGUAAAGGCGGUGAAAAUCGAAAACGCCAGUGUCUUGGUCCAUUGCUCAGAUGGCUGGGACCGCACAGCCCAAGUGUGCUCUCUAGCUAGCAUCCUUCUCGACCCAUUUUAUAGGACAUUUGAAGGGCUAAUGGUUCUCAUAGAAAGGGAAUGGAUCUCUAUGGGCCACAAGUUUUCACAAAGAUGUGGUCACCUGGAUGGGGACCCCAAAGAAGUAUCUCCUGUCUUCACCCAAUUUUUGGAGUGUAUCUGGCAACUGAUGGAGCAAUUUCCCUGUGCUUUUGAGUUUAAUGAGAAUUUCUUACUGGAGAUCCAUGAUCACGUUUUCUCCUGCCAAUUUGGGAACUUCCUAGGAACCUGCCACAAAGAGCGGGAGGAAUUGAAAAUCUUUGAGAGAACCCAUUCCUUGUGGCCUUUCCUGUUACAGAAGAAGACAGAGUUUAGGAAUCCACUCUACAAGGGUCCCACUGCUUAUGGGGUACUUCAUCCUAACACUUUGCCAUUCAGCUUCCAGUUCUGGUGUGGGAUGUACCAUCGUUUUGACAGAGGGAUGCACCCCAAGCAGAGCAUGCUGGACCAUCUCCUCUGUCUGCAAAAUCGGCAAGUGAAGAUGGAAGAGGAUAUGACACACUUAGAGACUAAGCUACCAAGCCUCGAUGUUCUCUCCCUGGAAGAUACUUGUGUCCAGCCUCAGACUCAAAGUGCCUUGAGCAAACCUCUGAAAACUCCACUCCCUGACACUCCGCAAAGCCAGGACUGGCCGUCACCUGUUGUACUCCCCAAUGGCAGACUAACUGGGGAAGGAGACUCACGACCUGAUCUGACCCCAAAGCAAAAACAGUCUGUGUUCACAUCAGACCAGCCACCAAGCUCCGAGAAUAGAGGCCAGCAUCGAGAAGUAAAGCAUCAGUGACCCACAUCUGGGGUUCCUUGAAGCAUAUAGGACAAUAUAGUAAAACCUCCAACCUCCCUGAUUCAUCUGGUCAAGUAGACAGACUAACUCAUCUUUGUCCCAGGGAGAAGGGACCUCUGCCUGAGGUCACUGACUUCACUAUUGAUGGGCAGAAUGUUCCUCUUAAGGGCCUCUAUCGAGUGCAGAAAAGGAAUCUCUUGCCAUUUUCCCCUGCAGAGUACUUGACCAAUGUGUUCAUGACCAGCUAUAUAUGACAUAGAUGAGGAAGAAAACAUGCCACGUUCUAAAAUGAGACUUUAAGUUAGAAAUUCAUCUUUGUGCCCAAGCCCUAAACUAUUUCUACUGCCUAUUUUUGAUCUCCUUCCUUUUCUAUCCUCACUCUUAGAAUAGAUGGCAUCAUUGGCGAUGAAUACAAUAGAUCGAUACAGUAAAUUCAUGCUAAUUUUUUUUAAAUGGAGAGGUCCGAACUUUAGAAUAUUUUGUAAGAAAAUAUCCCUUUGAAAGACACAUAGGAAUGCACAAGAACUCAUAUUUCCCCAAGCACUUGCCUAAUGAAUGGAAGGGACUCAGAGGUAAUAAUUCUUAAAUACAUUUUAGCAUGAAUGGAUACAGGUGGGUUUUAGAGACACCAGGAAACACCUGGAAAAAGAUCUUAGUCCCCCAAAUCCUUUAUGUCAUGAAUUUGCUUAGCAGCUCCUUUUCUCCAGAAUAGUGCAGAAUAGUUUCAUUUUGGUGACAGAAAUCUGAAAAAGCUAAGGGAUCUCAAAAGACAUCUAGUCCACCUUGACCAGGAAUGCCCUCUCCAUCAUCACUAGAGAGUUAAUCUAGCCUCUUCUUGAGGACUUCUAAUCUUUAAAGGAUGGGAGCUCAAUGCCUGUCGUGGAAACUCAUCUCAUUUUUGCACUUAUAUCAAGCCCUUAUUACUGCUCCCUUAUUACUGAUCUCUGUUACUUAUCCUAAUUCAGUUCUCUGGGGCCAAGAAGAGCAAGACCAAUCUCUUCCAGUGAAGCUCCACCAAUAUAGGAAGUCUGUAAUAACUUCCCAUCCUCCAGCUCCCCAGUUUUCUCUUCUCCUUAAUGAAGAUCCCUAUCCUUUCUUUAAAGGGUCUCUAUUCAGGUCACCGUGUUCUAGAGACAUUCUGGGAGCUCAUAAAUAUCUAAGCCAAACUAAAUAAUCCUCAAUUCCAAAUUAGUGAAGUCAGGAUUAUUGAAGUUUUCCUUCAAUCUCCAUGACAUUUGGGGGGUGCAAUUGAAAAUAUCGUUGCUUUUGGAAAGAGGCUCCCCCAUCUAAGAUCCUAAAUAUAUGAUCCCAUCAGUGGAAAGAUUCAAUCCUAUGCUCCUUUUCCCUUUUGGAUCCUAUCCCGUAUUUUCCAUGUCUAAAGACUUUCCAGAAAGUCUAACUAUGACAAAAAUGCCUGCUUGUUUUUUAUAUACCUGUUUUUCCCUUGAAGACAAGUAAAGAAUCAAAAUUGUCUGGAUUUUUGGAUACGUGUGAAGAAGAAACUCAUCCUUUUUUGGAAAUUUGCUGCCUUUAGAAACAUCCCCAGUCCUGUAGCAUGCCUAAUGCUUCUGUGAAAGAGCUAGGCUAUGACCCAGGUCCUGGGUUCAAAUUCUGCCUCAGACACUUCCCAGCUUCCCCCCUCCCAUUGCCUUUCCCCUUUGCCUUGAAACAAAUACAUCUUAUUGAUUCUAAGAUGCAAGGUAAGGUUUUUAAAAACAAAAAAAAAACCUGCCAGAUGCAAGUAAAAUGUCUCACAAAAUCAAAUCUUCUAAUUCCCCCUAUCUCCCUGCCCCCUUCAUUCUUUUCAGCAUUUGUUUAGCAAGAAAAUGCCAGUCACUUGUAGGUCUUAAUAGGGAGGGUAACCAGGGUGGGUCCUUGAUUUUUUUCUUGACUCUUUUAUGUUAGUGUUGACAACGUUCUUUUAAGAAGGAGACCCUAUGGAGUAACUGUGGGUCCACCAAGCCUUGUAAUCAAUCUGUGAGAAAGGAAGAUUUGUGACUCAAGGAUGUACUCAGUAGGAAUUACCCAUGAUCACUCACUCCCUGGAAAUUUUCUUUUAGUUUUUAAGUUUGUUUUUAUGGAUACUUUUGGCUUUUCUAUCAUAUUUAUUUCUGAAUAUAUUCCUUCCACUUCCUGUAUCCAAGAAGCCAUCCCUUGUAACAAAGAUUUUUUAAAAACUGUAUCUUCCAUCAGAAUUGAUUCCAAGUAUUGGUUCCAAGGCAGAAGGGUUGGGUAAUUGGGGUCAAGUGGCUUGCCCAGGGCCACAUAGCCAGAAGUGUCUCAGGCCAAAUUUGAAAAGACUUUAAGAGAAAAGGCAGUCCAGUAAAAUUAACCAGUGCCUCAACUGUGUUUGACAAUAUAUGUGACAUUCUCCAUCCAAAGUCUUCCACUUCUUCAAUUAAGAGAAGCACAUGCCUUCAAGGCAAAGUCUGAUCAUUAUACAGUGCUCCGUUCCUAUUUUUUGUUCUGUCCGUAUAUAUAUAUUGGUCACUUACGGAGAAUUCGAUGACUUAGUGGUCUAUUAAUUCACCUCUUCCUCCUUCCUUUCCCCUUAAAUCUUUAACCCUUCUUCGUCUUUUUUCCCCUUGAUGAUCCUUUUUGGUUUAAUUUUACAAUUCAUUUUUUUCUUCUAAGUAUAGGUUCUAACGGUCUGAGAAUUAUUUGUUAGUGUUGUCUUGAUAAAUGUACUAUGUAUUUACCCUAUAGUUCUGUUGUUGGAAGUUUUGCAAGUCAAAUAAUCAGCUCUCUUUUGUUUAUCAAGAAUGCCCCCAAUGCCUUUUUUGUUGAAUCUUUUUUCAUUGAUAAUUAAGCUUAAAUUUUCAAGAUGCCUUAUUUUGGGGUUGCAGCUUAUGCUCCCUUUGCUCUAUUAUUGUUCCUCUCUGCUGUGAUUUCUCAGAAAUGUGGAGUCAUUGCUAUUUGAAUUGACAUUCCUGUGUAUUUCUCUCUCUCUCCCUCCCUCUCUCUCUCUCUCUCUCUCUCUCUCUCUCUCUCUCUCUCUCUCUCCUUUCUCUCCCUCCAAAACAAAUACCAAUAUUGACUGUUGAAUUCAUACCUCUAUUUUAUCGCCUCUUUGUCAGGCUGUAUAGUCACAUACAUCAUUGUAUAUGGCUCCUCUGGAAUCCUGGUUAGUCAUUGUAUUGUCUAUUUCCUGGUUGCUCAUAAAGUGUAUUUGUUUAUUGAAAUGGUGAAAUUUAGCCAUUGUAUGUGAAGGCUGAAGCAUGUUCCCCUUCCCUCCACAAAAAAAAUAUGUGGAUAUGAUCAAUGGGUGUGCUUUGUUGUCUCCAUUCAGAAGUUAUAGAUGAUUCUUGUAUUGUUUCCUGCAAUAUUUUAGUCAGGUUUUAAAUUUUCUUAUAUUUGUUAUCUCUGCAAAUCCUGUCAGUUGCUUUGACUUGCAUAGAAUUUGUGUGUUCUCCUAAGGUUGUUGACUUUGGCUGAUCUUCUACCAGAUUUUCUUCUACUUCCUUUUGUAUUAUAAACAAUUACUCUUUCACACAGAACCCUAACUAUUUUGGAGAGACUCUCAGGCACAUAUUCCUUUUUUCUUACUUCUGCUCUUUGGGUUUUAAUUCUGCUUUGUAUCUCUGCCUUCCAACCUAGUUUCAUUCCUAAUUUUGUCUUUUAAAUGUUUUGUUUCUCUUUUGAA
Molecule: messenger RNA, 5636 nt
Organism: Monodelphis domestica (gray short-tailed opossum)
Lineage: Eukaryota; Metazoa; Chordata; Mammalia; Didelphimorphia; Didelphidae
Gene: MTMR8
Product: myotubularin related protein 8
Biological process (GO): phosphatidylinositol dephosphorylation
Cellular component (GO): cytoplasm; nuclear envelope
Molecular function (GO): phosphatidylinositol-3,5-bisphosphate phosphatase activity; phosphatidylinositol-3-phosphate phosphatase activity
Source: RefSeq, a predicted model, not a curated record